AUGCUCGUCUCAAUGUUCAGGUAUAUCUUCUCGCGGCGUUAUGUGCCUGUCCUCGACAAGCCCGCAGGCGAUCUCAGCGAGAAAGAGUUCGAUCUGGAGUCGACGGGCUCCGACACCUCAGAGGCAAGCACACUUACCGGGAACGAGAAACCAUCCUUCAAGGCCGAUUCUCGAGUCAUCUCAGAUGCCAUCAUCGGCCUCUCAGACGGCCUGACAGUGCCGUUUGCUCUCACAGCCGGACUGUCAGCACUCGGGGAUACCAAGGUGGUCAUCUAUGGCGGGCUCGCAGAACUCAUCGCGGGAGCUAUCUCGAUGGGCCUGGGAGGGUAUUUGGGGGCUAAAAGCGAAGAGGAAUCUUACCACGCCACGCGGAAGCAGACAAAUGAUCAGAUCUUGAACAACCCAAACGCCCUGUCUGAGAGCAUCUCGGCCAUAUUCGAGCCCUACAACCUUCCAGAACCUCUGACGGCCGAGCUCACGACUCACCUAGAGAAAUGCGAGCCAGACCAGAUGGUCAAUUUCAUCAUGUCCUUUGAACACGCCCUGCCGGAGCCUGCUAGCUCCCGGGCUUUCACCUGCGCUCUAACAAUCGCCCUCGGGUACUUUACCGGAGGCUUUGUACCACUGUUACCAUAUUUCUUCACCGAGAGCAUCACCAAGGCUCUGAUCUGGUCUAUUGGGACGAUGGUUCUUGCUCUGUUCUUGUUUGGAUACGUCAAGACGUGCGUGAACAUCGGCUGGCGAAGCGCUAGGCACAUCUGGCAGGGCGUGCUUGGAGGGGGUCAAAUGGUCUUUGUCGGCGGUGCAGCCGCUGGAGCGGCAAUGGGCCUUGUUCGGGCCUUUGAUUAUCAUCCUGCAAAAGCCUAA
This is a messenger RNA of Fonsecaea erecta, 867 nucleotides long. RefSeq lists its product as hypothetical. Bases 1 to 867 code for a protein of 288 amino acids. The transcript has 2 exons. The record is from RefSeq and is a predicted model, not a curated record. Gene Ontology annotation, molecular function: manganese ion transmembrane transporter activity; iron ion transmembrane transporter activity. Gene Ontology annotation, biological process: intracellular manganese ion homeostasis. Gene Ontology annotation, cellular component: fungal-type vacuole membrane. NCBI's taxonomy places the organism in Eukaryota, Fungi, Ascomycota, Eurotiomycetes, Chaetothyriales, Herpotrichiellaceae.